Paramecium octaurelia is the source of this 321-nucleotide messenger RNA. Lineage: Eukaryota; Ciliophora; Oligohymenophorea; Peniculida; Parameciidae. The record is from the annotation of a GenBank genome assembly.
AUUCCUGAAAACAUUUCGAUUAAUCCAUCUUAAGUUUAGCUGAUAAUAAAACGGAGCAAAUAUAUUAGAUUGAAUAGAUAGGAAGGAACUACUCUUUUAAUUAUUGAGAUUACUUAAUAAUAAUUGAUCCAUUCGACCUUUUUUAAAUAGAAAAUACGCCGUAAUAAUUAUUGAAGUUAAGUUGGAAACGUGAAUAUCAGAUGAAAGGUAUGAGAUAUAUUAUUUUAAUUUUAAAAUACCAUAUAAUAAUUGAGGUAAACUUGAUAUUCUAUAAUGUGAUGGAAACACCUUAGCUUGAUAACAGAGUUGCUGAGAGAUGAU